AUGGACGAGUCCGGUUCAUCCCGGAACGGGCCAACGGCCGGCGGUCCGCCCGAUGCCAGCGGAUACGCGUACAAAAACGAAAUCUCACUCUCGAUCGGCGAGGACGAUCAGAAUUCGCGCACUAACAGCACGGCAGUGCCAACACCUUCACCACGGCACGUCGAGCUACCGAUGUCCGGUGAGGGUGACACCAACGACUACGCUGCCCUUAAUCGAUCCAGUACCUCCGGUGGUUCACCGGGAGGAAAAUCGAACGGGCUGGAUAAUCCCGCGUUCGAGCUCGAUCAGGACAAACGGCCGCUCAGUUCGUUCGGUGUGCAGCCCAAGGACGAAAAGUCGCUUGGCGUUGUGUCGAUGAAUGGAAAGGCGGCCGGAGAGAAACCACUCGCCGAAGCCGUCAACCUGGAGCUGCUUAACAUGUCCUCGAAGCCGGCCGCUAAUGGGCAUCAUCAAAACGGCACUAAUGGGACUGCAGGCGCGCUUCCGGUCAAGAAGGACACCGAGGUGGACCUUGGCGAUCCGUACGACGAGUACUUCGUGCCGGUCAACGAGCACCGGAAGUUUAUGAGUGUGUCCUUCCAAAAACCCCGCCAUGGCCACCCGGCGGCAUGGCACGGUCGGCAUGGUCGCGGGGUCGACUACACCGGGCACUCGGUCAGUGAGCCCGCCCCCGGCACGAUGGACUAUAAACAGUGGACCAAAAUCACGAGGGGUGAAAAGCUGUACGUCACGAAGGAUAAGCGCGAGAAGAAGCGCAAGAACUGGCCCUUCUGGUUGCUGGGGCUAGCGAUUCUGCUAGCCGUGAUCGUGGUCGCCAUACUGGCCGGAUCCGGUGUCAUCUUUAACGAUAGUCCCACUCCUGUUGAGUCACGCCAGUUUGGCGAUAAAGUGGCCACGGCGGGCGUAUUUGGUGCGGGUGGAAAACCACGAUCGGAAAAUGCAACCACAACGACGACGACAACGACGGGGAAAUCCACUAGCACUGGCUACCCAACGACUCCAUCACCUUCAAGCUCGACCAUACCGCCGGUUCCACCGACGACUGAGGAGGUUACCACUUACGUACCGAACACCCUCGAGGGUCAGAUCACGCUGACGAACGUGGAGUUCCUGGAAGCGUACCGCAAUCCAAACAGUUCUGCUUAUCGGGCGUUAGCAGCGGAGCUGGAAGAAGAACUCAAGGACACGCUUAGUACUCCGGAUUCGCGGGGUCCCAUCUACGUCAAGAUCCUGAACAUGAAGCCUGGUUCGGUGGUCGUGGAUUAUCGCGUCAGCUGGGAGGCGAAUGCGAUGGAGCUAUCCGAGGACACGAUGAAGCACCGGUUGAGCAACGCCUUGCUGCAGAAUGGCAACUACUUGUCCACGUACAUUGUGCCGACUAAUACGAUCCGUGUUGCCAGAUUGCCCGACGUUUGCGUCAUGCGGAAUUCUGCAAUGAACUGCGAGUAUGGCUGUACAUUUGAUCCGAAGGUUGGUGAUUUCAUGUGCACCUGCCCCAGGGGAAUGCUGCUGAAUAACGAGGAUGAAAGGACGUGCUACACCCCGGUUCCGGCACUCAACGUGCACGAGCUGGAAGAUGAGGAACCAAAGAGCGAACCAGAGCCAGCGAGUGAACCAGAACCAGCGAGUGAACCAGAACCAGCGAGUGAACCGGAACCUAAUAGUGAACCAGAACCAGCAAGUGGGCCAGAGCCUACUAGCGAACCAGAACCAGCUAGUGAACCUGAGCCAGCUAGUGAACCAGAGCCUGCUAGUGAACCAGAGCCGGCUAGUGAACCUGAGCCAGCUAGUGAACCUGAACCAGCUAGUGAACCAGAGCCGGCUAGUGUACCAGAGCCGGCUAGUGAACCAGAGCCAGCUAGUGAACCAGAGCCGGCUAGUGAACCAGAGCCAGCUAGUGAACCAGAGCCAGCUAGUGAACCAGAGCCUGCUAGUGAACCUGCUAGUGAGCCAGAACCUACCAGCGAACCAGAGCCUUCUAGUGAACCUGAGCCAUCGAGCGAACCAGAACCAUCUAGCGAACCAGAACCAACAAGUGAACCAGAAUCAGCACAUGAGCAUUCUAAAAAAUCAGAAGCAGUAGCAGAACCAGAACCGACGAGUGACCCCGAGCCUUCAGCGGAGCCUGAAUCGUCAGGAUCGGAUAUCUACACGAAGGCGUCUUCCAGUGACCACUCGGCCAAGCUGAUCGUUUCCACUGAAGCAUCCACUACGGAGGCAGAACCCCAAAGUGAACCGGAGCCUUCUAGCGAACCGGAGCCCUCGAGCGAACCGGAACCUUCAAGCGAACCGGAACCUUCGAGCGAACCAGAACCUUCAAGUGAACCGGAACCCUCGAGUGAACCAGAACCGACUAGCGAACCGGAACCGGCAGUAGAACCUGAGCCAUCGUCGACUACUGAUUUAGUGAAGGAGAAGUCGACGGAGUCGGAGAAAGUGCUACUGCAAGCCAUUAAGUCCACAACCGAACGUGAAGUGAUCAUCUCGACAUCGACACUCGGUCAACCGUCCGUGACGUACUCAACGACGGAUGAUUCUCAGCUGCCGGACUUUAUGUUCGUUGAUCAAGCUUCCAUGGCGCGGCACAUGAGCACGACGGAACACUCAACGCCCAAGGACACAUCGUCGGUUACGGAGCAGGCUGUGAACGGCGAAACACCUGCACCCGUCACGGAAACGAUCGUAGACGAUACACCGAUGCCGUCCACCUCGAGCUACUUCGUAACACCGAAGCCAACCACCGCACCUACGGCGAAAUCCGUCAACGGUUUCGAAGGACGUUCGUUGCCAGCUAACGAAACCACCGAAAGCGGAAGUCCGGUGUAUGCCACGUCCAGUCCUAUUUCGCUGGAGCAGUGGCGUUCUUCGACUAGCUUCGCAACCUCCACAGAACCAUUUGGACGAGAGUCGGGUCAGGACGAGGUGAGUCCUUUCCUGCCGGCAGGGAUCGAAACAUCCAGUGCGCGGAACGCAGCCACACAGUCGUAUGCCGUAACCGAGACCGUGGUAGAAGCGGAAACGGCCGCACCAAUUUUGGCGGCACACAACGAGUCACCGUUCCUGCCCGAGACGGAGAAUAACGCGAGUUUGGUGAAGAUCCUGCACGAGGGGCUAGACCGUCACGAGGCCUACGAAAUUGAGACGCAACCGCAGUUCGUGGACGUGGUGCCGCUUACGAAGGAUGGCGAUCGAAAUGAGUACAAGAAGCAGCUGAACACGCACGUCACGGAGACGAUCUACAUCACGACGACCAUCCGCAGCCCGGUACCGGUCACGACGGAUUCGCUGGAGGAGCUGUUGUCGGUGGCAAGUUCGCGGAACGUCGUGGAACAAACCACGAACAGUGAGGAUGAAGAACUGAUGACUAGCACGGAGCGUAGGAUGGAAGAACCUACUACGACGGUGAUGGAGCAAACCCGGCAAGCGAUGCAGCAGGAGAUGAGCACGAGUUCCACCGAGUCCUCGUCGACUCGCAAAGAUGUACGGAUGCCUAACGACUCCUCAACGGAGCAGAUGUCCGACGGUGCGACUACGGCGGUGAUGAACGAAUCGAACGCGGACGAAAGUACGGAACCUCUCCUCCAGACGACCACGAACAGCGGCGAGGAGUCGAUCGCUGCGACAACGCUCGAGAUGGAGGAAGAGAAAACCACCCUCAUGGAGCGGAUGGAAAUGGGCGAAAAAUCUGGUCUGGUCCCUUCGACAUCUACAACGACAACAACAGAAGGCACCAGUUCUACCACCACCACUACCACAACGUCAUCAACGACAACAGUGGCACCAUUGGUGACGGAAGCACUGGAACGGAUCACCGCGAUCGAGAAGGACCUUAUCAGCCUGAAAGAGAACGACCUGACCGAAGACAACAACAUUCUGGACAACGAUCUUCGUGUCAUACCCUUAAGCCCGGUGUGGACAAAAGAAACGACGCCAGGAUCAACGACUCCACCGGGAACUCCCGAAGCAACGAACGGUGCAGCUCAGAACCUGAUCCCAACCACGACGACCGGUCAUUUUUUAGACGAAACGACGUUUCAUUCGAUUAGAUCUGAGCGGUCGAAUGGAACGUCGUUAAUCGGAAGCCGCUUCUCGGAGCAGGAAGACCGGACCGGACCCACCAGCGUGUCCAUGUUCACGAAGUGUGCCGUCGGUCAGUUCGAGUGCACCAACGGCACCUCGAUCAAGGACGGUAGCUCGUGCAUCCAGCGAUCGGAACGGUGCGACUCAGUGUCCCACUGUUCGGACAACUCGGAUGAGCAGGACUGCGAGCGGCUUGGUUGUCCGGGACAUUUCCAGUGUCAGGAUGGCGUGUGUUUGGCGCGCCAGCACGUGUGCGAUGGUAUCGCCCACUGUCAGGAUGCGUCAGAUGAGCAGGAUUGUGCGGCGUGGCAGUGUAACUUCGACGAGUUGUCGUGCGAUCCGGCAACCGGAAAUGGGCCCUGUUUGCCGGCCUUGUGGAAGUGUGAUGGGUUGGAGCAGUGCGCCAAUGGGUACGACGAGAGUAACUGUCCGGAUACGUGCACGAACGAUGAGUACUUCUGUGCUGGACAGCGCAAGUGUAUCCCGGAAGCGUGGCGUUGCGAUGGUUCGAUUGAUUGUAGCGAUGGCGAGGACGAACGGUUGUGCGAUUGUCCGCUGGAUAGCUUCAAGUGUCACACCGGCGGUUGUGUGGCGGGUGCGUACGUUUGCGAUGGACAUGCGCAGUGUCCGGAUCAGUCAGACGAAUGGAACUGCUACCAGUUGGACGCUGAGACGGGAUCUUUACGCGUUAAACGCAACUCCUCCGAAGCGCUGGCUGUUUGUGGGGAUGGUUGGAAUGGACAGCUGGCGGAGUUGGUGUGUGCUGAGCUGGGAUAUGCCGGAGCUAGUAAGAUCCUGUUCACGCGAGUCACCGGAAAUGGGUCACUGGUGGACAGCAUGUACCGCGUGACGGAGAAGAACCGGCUGGAGUUCGAACCGAUCCACCUGAUGGAGUGCAACCAGGGACUGGAGUUGUACUGCGAGGAAUACCGUUGCGGUCGUGAAAGGAUACAACCAACGCUCGAACAGCGGAUCGCUGGUGGUGCAACAUCGGAACCCAACCAGUGGCCAAGUUUGGCACUGGCCUUCAGUAACAACGCCGCUAUCAAGUGCACGACUAACAUAGUUUCCCCACGAUGGGUGUUGGCCAGCUACACCUGCAUCAUGGGCAAGACGGAGUUCGUGAACAACCGCAAUGUGGCCGAUAUGAGCUGGAAACUGUUCGCCGGAAGCGCACAGUUCAACGCGUCACUGGAGGAACCGGAAUCCAGCAACUCAAACGCCUCGUACCAGAUCGUGGACGUGAAACGCAUCGUGCCGUAUCCACAGUCGAAGUACAAGCAGUUCAUGUACACCGGAGAUGUCGCACUGCUCGAGUUGGCCAGCCCACUCAGGCUGAACGAAAGGGUCGGCAGCGUUUGCCUCACGAAAGCAGCCAACAUCGACUCGGAGCAGAUCUGUCUCACCGCCGGUUGGGGUUCGGAUCUCGAGAAUACGGCCACGACGGAGCAGUACCUAAAGUACCUGCCCGUACCGACGAUGCCUGCGGAUCAGUGUAACUCCUCGAUGCACUAUAAUGGAGCCCUGCCCAACGACGCCAUCUGUGCUGGAUACCUCAACAGCAACAAAACCACCUGCUACAAUGAUGAAGGUGCUCCGCUGAUGUGCUAUCUCGACGGAUCCGGCCAAUGGCAGCUGGAGGGUAUCCUAAGCUACCACGGCAACUGCGGCAAGCGGCCACACCCGGCCAUCUACAAUGCAAUUACCUCAACCAUCUCCACCUGGAUCCGGAACACCGUCGGUAACGAGCUGAUGUUCGACCGAAGCGCCUCACAUACGACCGUCGGAAUCGCUUCAGAGGCCGUUAGCACCACCGGCGGUUCCUCGUCCACCUACAGUACCACUACACCGGGGUCUACGAGUGGCCUCAGCAGUUCGACUGCAGCUUCCACAUCCGCCGAUCGGUAAUCAAUCCGUCGGGCCGGGUUUCGCAAUCGCACUAGGCGAGCACGUUUUGUACAUAAUGUC
Molecule: messenger RNA, 6048 nt
Organism: Anopheles nili
Lineage: Eukaryota; Metazoa; Arthropoda; Insecta; Diptera; Culicidae
Exons: 9
Coding region: 1-5988 (1995 amino acids)
Biological process (GO): proteolysis
Cellular component (GO): membrane
Molecular function (GO): serine-type endopeptidase activity; protein binding
Source: RefSeq, a predicted model, not a curated record